Messenger RNA from Leptinotarsa decemlineata (Colorado potato beetle), 2376 nucleotides. RefSeq names its product syntenin-1. NCBI's taxonomy places the organism in Eukaryota, Metazoa, Arthropoda, Insecta, Coleoptera, Chrysomelidae. Gene Ontology annotation, molecular function: protein binding. Gene Ontology annotation, cellular component: plasma membrane; cytoplasm. The record is from RefSeq and is a predicted model, not a curated record.
UUCUAAUGUCAGUCCAAUUUGUGAGUUGUGACUUGUAUCUUUGGAAUUCUUGAAUUUGGUAACGUUUGGAUGUUAUUGUUUACUGUGGUUGCGUUGAUAUCAUAGGUGAUAAGAUAUAUCAUUAUCGCCACGGCUUUGUUUUUGAGAGUUGUGAGUCACACAUUUUUAAUUGUCAUCAAAGGUUAGGUACUAGAACCAAUUCAGGUGUAGAGAAUAAUUGGUAGGAGAAGUUAAAUAGAAAAUUUACAAAAAUGUCCCUUUAUCCAAGCUUGGAGGACAUGAAAGUGGACCAGAUGUAUAAGGCACAGCUUGGCCAAAUGCAGCCACAGUCUUUUUCCGAAAGCACUGCUAGUGCUCCACUAUCUUCCCCUUAUCCAUCCUUCAAUACAAUGCCAGUUCCAGCUAAUAAUAGAGAACUAUAUCCUGCUUUGGGUGAAUUCAUGGGGCUAGAACUGAGUCAAGCCAUUAUUGCAGAAAAUAUGCCAGAAUAUUUACAAGUGGCUUCUUUACAACAGAGGGAACUGUUUUUGCCUCAAACAACAGCCACUGGCCUUAUUGCUCCAGUAUCUGGCCAAUCUGUAGGCCUCCAUAGGGCAGAGGUAACUCAUGGUAUUCGUGAGCUUAUUCUUUGUAAAGACAAGGAUGGAAAAGUAGGUGUUCGCGUUAAAGCAAUUAACAAAGGAAUUUUUGUUAGUGUUGUUGUCGAGAAAUCACCAGCAGCUUUAGCGGGACUACGAUUUGGCGAUCAAAUUUUGCAGAUAAAUAAUGAGAAUGUUGCUGGAUAUACUAUGGAUAAAGUUCACGAUUUAUUCAAGAAAAGUCCAGUUAAUGGUAUUAAAGUGAUCGUACGAGAUAGACCAUUUGAACGUACAAUUACAUUGCACAAAGAUAGUGUUGGUUGCAUUGGUUUUCAAUUCAAGAAUGGAAAAAUAACUGCUAUUGUUAAAGACUCUUCUGCUGCUAGAAAUGGUGUCCUCACAGAUCAUCAGUUGCUGGAAGUAGAUGGUCAAAAUGUAAUUGGGUUGAAAGAUAAACAAAUAAGCAGUAUCAUUGAAAAUGCCGGACAAGUGGUCACUAUUACUGUGAUCCCUAGUUUCCUGUAUGACCAUAUGGUGAAAAAGAUGGCGGGAUCCCUUCUGAAAGAUUUAAUGGACCAUUCAGUUCCAUCUCUCUAAAUAUUUCACCUAUUUUUCAUAUAAUUAUUUACUCUACAAUAAAGUGUGUUUCAACUGUGUAAAACAAAUAGUACUUUAUUCUCACAGUAAUAAUACACAUAAUUUUCAUCAAUGGUUAUUUCUGUUUCACUAAGCAACAAUACACUCUUGGACUAUUCCGUAAUAAUAAACUUGGAGACACUUAAACUUACUUCUAUCAAUUUUUUAAUAGUAUCUUUUUCGUUUCCAAUUCUCACUUUUAGGUAUUGAAAUGUCUUUUUCUUGAUACAUCAAAAUAGACAUGUGUUAUAACUUUAUUAUAUAAUUAACACACACAAUAUACAGUGAGUACAAUAUUAUUUCAAAAACUGUCAAUGAAUUCGUUUUGUUUUUUUAUCUCUUCAGUAGUUACACUAAAUUUUAUUACACUGAUGUACUGUUGUACUGUCUGGCAAACCAGGGUUCACUUAUUCAUUUAUUUUUAAUGAUUAGAUUACAAUUUGGGCUGCAAGGAUCAAUUAUAUACCUAUUGAAUGAUCGUUUGGAAACGUUCAUUUUUAAUCCAAUCAGUUGCACAAAAAUCAAAAUAUCAUUUUGAAUUUUGGAACUUUUUGUUACAAAUUGAUUGAAAAGCAUUUUUAAAAUCUGAUUGCACUCGUUAAUAAGCAGGAUUGGUAACCUCUUUAUUUGCAUAUUCAUGUUCUAAUCUCAGAAUGUGCAUUUGUUUUCAGAAAAAUUACAUUUCACUCUGGUUAAAAUACUGUUCUGCAAUUCACUUCAGGUCUAUUUCUUUAUGAUCCUAUUCUUCACCAUUGGAUUUUAUAGCAGAACACUGUCAUCAUUUAUUAACUCUAUUAACAAAGUCUCAGCCCGUUUCAUCUUUACAGUGACAGCUUAUAUCUUGAAGGAAUUUCAAACGAGUGCAAAGAAAAAGAAGUUUGCCUUAAUGAAUAUUUUUUUUCAUAAUUUAUUUGCUAAGAAUAAAAAUAUGCCCCAAUAGUCAUCUCAGUGUCAUAGAUCAGUUUUCGCUGUAAUCUUUAGAAAACAAAAGCCCUACUGGCAAAACUGACCCUUAUAUGUUACAAAGAAGAAUUGAGUUUCCAGUAAAUGAUAAAUGCAGUGCCACCUCAUUUUACAGAGUGGGAGCAACUAUUGGGAGGUUAAGGAAAUUUCCUAUUCCUACUGCCUUUACACAUUUUUUUGUAUUUGAACAAAGUAACAA